This is a messenger RNA of Pseudovirgaria hyperparasitica, 723 nucleotides long. RefSeq lists its product as uncharacterized. The coding region runs from base 1 to 723 and encodes 240 amino acids. The transcript has a single exon. Lineage: Eukaryota; Fungi; Ascomycota; Dothideomycetes; Acrospermales; Acrospermaceae. The record is from RefSeq and is a predicted model, not a curated record.
AUGGGUUUCCUCGCCACCACUUCCAUGGUCUUAUACUUCCUUCAUCUCACCACCGCUCAAGCUCCUCGAUCCGCCCAGCCCCCAUUCUUUCCAGAAUACUGCACUCUCCCCCUGACUGGUCGCGCCCUUCCCCUCCAACUCAACAACACAGCUCCUCGCACCGUAACAUGCAUCAGCCCCGGCGCCGCAUGCAAACGCAACGCAGACUGCAACGUACCAGGCGCCCAUCCCUCGGUCGAAGAGUGCGGCCAAAUCUAUCUUGAGCGCAACUACACGACUCUUCUGCGCCCAAACACCAUUUGCCUAGAUGGCUUCUGUCGCUACGCAAUCCCACGCAUCGAUGCCGAGCCACGCUCACAACACCGCUGCGGAUGUCUCGUAGGAUGUCAGGGCACUCCUGGGAAACCAUACACGUGUAUUCAGGGCAAUUGCGAGCGUGAGCAUUGCGUUGGUUGUGGACAGCGUGCGCCGUAUGGGGAUGAGGACAGGCAGUGUUGUGGUUAUGCGAUCAAGGACAGUGAUGGUAUAUGCCGAUGCAAGACGGGUGUGGAGAACUGCGAGGCGCGUCCGCCUGAUGAUGGGGGAUUGAACCCCUGUGGGCGACCAUCGUUCUAUGACAUUUGUUGCUGGGAGGGAUCAGAAAGAGAGGGCGAGUGUUGCGAUAGGGAAAGUUGCAUUGGGAGUGUCUGCUUGCAUCAGCCAGCGUUUGUAUCGGGGGCGUAG